This is a messenger RNA of Hippoglossus stenolepis (Pacific halibut), 2385 nucleotides long. It is a transcript of the gene hand2, whose product is annotated as heart and neural crest derivatives expressed 2. Gene Ontology annotation, molecular function: RNA polymerase II transcription regulatory region sequence-specific DNA binding; protein dimerization activity; DNA-binding transcription factor activity, RNA polymerase II-specific. The record is from RefSeq and is a predicted model, not a curated record. Gene Ontology annotation, biological process: regulation of transcription by RNA polymerase II; heart development. The transcript has 2 exons. The coding region runs from base 511 to 1275 and encodes 254 amino acids. Lineage: Eukaryota; Metazoa; Chordata; Actinopteri; Pleuronectiformes; Pleuronectidae.
GCCAGUGGUGACCCGGUGCUUGCCAAGAAAGGUUCUGCCUUGCCAGUGGGGACUCUGAGGCAUACAACUACCAACUGUUACCAGCUGACUCAGAGAAGAAAAAGAUGAAUUUGCCCAUAGAGAAGGAAAAGGAGAAACACACUUUGUGACUUUCUAAAUGGAGAACGGGUAACACGAGCUGCUGUGACUUUAUUACGAGAGGUGGAAGGAGAGGAACAAUGUUGUAGAGGAGGAGUUGUGUGGACAGAACCGAGCAGCCCACCAUUCACAGAUCUAGCCCGGGUGCAGCCGCAUGCUGCAGACGUGACAGUCUGCAUUCCAGUCGCUCCUGUCGGACCCCGCUGAGGAGCCUCCUCAAGAUGCUAUCCGCUCCGGACAACCGUUAAACGGCGAAGGCGAGCCUGCAGCAUCCGACAAAGACGCACGCGUGUGUGUGCGUGUGUGUCUCUGUGUGUGUCUCUGUGUGUGUGGCUGGGUGGUGGGGGCUCCUGAGUGCGUGUUUGUGUCACCAUGAGUCUUGUCUCGGGCUUCCCUCACCACCCGGCCAUGCACCAUCACGACAGCCAUCACUAUUCCUUGCAUGCUGCGACUGCUAGUCGAUGUCACGAGGACUCCGGGGCUCCUCCUUACUUCACGAGCUGGCUGAUAAGCCACGCGGAUAUGUCUCCCACUGAGUACAGCCUUGCGCCCGGCUACAGUCCAGAGUACCAUGGCAACAACAGCGGCGGGUCCACUGGCGGCCUUGACCCCCACCAUCACCAUCACCACCACUAUGGGCCCGGCAGUUUGGUUCCGGGGGCCGGGACCAUUUCAGUUAACGGAGCUACGGUCGGUAUGCACCUCCACCACCACACACAUCCUCGGACUGUGAAGCGGAGACCUACGGCCAACCGCAAAGAGAGGCGGCGGACCCAGAGCAUUAACUCGGCCUUUGCGGAGCUGAGAGAGUGUAUUCCCAACGUCCCGGCAGACACCAAGCUGUCCAAGAUCAAGACACUGCGGCUGGCUACCAGCUACAUCUCGUACCUGAUGGACAUCCUGGACAAGGACGGACAGCACGGAGACACACAGGCUUUCAAGGCCGAGCUGAAAAAGUCGGAGGUUCGAGAGGAGCGGAGGAAGAGAGAGGCGGUGGAGAUCCCAAAGACAACUUCAUCGUCAUCAUCACCAUCAUCAUCGUCCUCGUCGUUGUUCUCCUCAUCAGCGGGCGAUAAGAAGAGUAAAGGACGCACAGGGUGGCCUCAACAUGUCUGGGCUCUGGAACUCAAACAGUAGCACUCUUGUUUCCACCAUCUCUGCCCUCAAAGAGUGUGACAGCAUCGACCCGAUCUGAGGAACUGUAAUGCAGCCAUUGUCGUCUCAGCUUCACACAGAACCGUAGACGCUGUACAAACUUGUAGCCUAAAGCUCCCUUUACUUUAUAUCGAUGAGUCUCCGAAGAUCACUGGCGUGCUUAUUGGGUAGAGAUCACUCCCCUACUUUCAUUAGCAGAGACCUCUUGUGCUGUGUAAAGGUUUAACUUUGAACCAUCAUUUCCUCGACAGAGAAAACUCCCAUGAAUCACACAUUCUUUGUUCUGUUUUUUUGACUGAAGAUUUUAAUAGAAAACAAUAACACAAACGGGUAAUUUACAUCUACACUUGAUGUGGAAAAUGUCAACCAUCCCUUUCUAGUAAUUCAAUAUGUUUGAUGUCAGUGGAAGACUAAUUGAAAAUACAAUAAAUGUCUGUGGGCUUGAGCUAAAGAGCAUAUGUGCAUUAGAGACAGAUCAGUGGGGUCGGUGGGGUUAAAAUAACAUACUAACUAUUAAUAAUGUGUAUAUUUGGCCUCAUAAAUCGAUAGGGUCUACUCUUACAAUCGUCGCGCCGCUGGUGCGUCUAACUUAACCAGUUUUGCGACAGAUAUUCUCGCUGUCAGCUUCUCGAAGAUCUCAUUAAAUAAUCUACAAUGGUGUGCGGCAAAGAAUUUUCCUCUGAGGCAAAACAGAAUGCGCUGGGGAUAGGCCAAACCAUCUCUCUCUCUCUCUCUCUCUCUCUCUCUCUCUCUCUCUCUCGCCAAACAGCCACACACACACACACACACACACUGGGUGUUGACGCGCUCUUUGAUGUACUUGAUUAUAUAUUUUUAUGUGCAAUUGGACCGAUGGCCACAACAGCCUCUGAGUGACAGCGGACAUUUACUGUUCCUCUUAUUGUACCACAAGGUAGGCUUAUGUGAAAUUCUCCUUCUGUGUUUCCUCUAAUAACUUUGAAUUGUAAAUGUGGUGACGUCACAGUAAUGCAAAAGUGUCCAUGUUGUGCUGUGGAAAAUGUGGUAGGACUCUUCUAGUGUGGGAUGUAAACAGUGUCAUAAAUUGAAUAAACCACCACCUGCUUAUAGUAA